AUGAAAGGGGUUAUGCGAUUUGGAAAGAAAGGAAAAUUAAGCCCAAGAUACAUUGAUCCAUUUUCUAUUAUCGAGAGAAUUGAAAAUGUUGCCUACAAGCUUGAUCUUCCUUCAUCAGUGUCUCAAGUGCACAAUGUGUUUCAUGUGUCCAUGCUAAGAGAGUACAUUGGAAAUCCUUCUCAUGUACUGAGGAAUGAACCGGUAGAGAUAAAACCAGAUUUGACUUAUGAAGAAAAACCGAUAGAGAUCCUUCAACGAGAGAUAAAGCAACUGAGAAGCAAGAAAAUUCCAUUGGUUAAGGUAUUGUGGCAAAAUCAAUCAACUGAAGAGGCUACUUGGAAAAGAGAAGAUGAAAUGCGGGUUAAAUAUCCUGAACUUUUUGAUACACAUCUUCUAAGACACAUAUGGAACCGUUUAAGGGAAGGAAAAGGUCAAAGUUGGCUGCAUAAAUCCACCUCCUGCUUGGACAGCUCAUGCUUGAGGAUACUUGUCUUUUAA
Olea europaea var. sylvestris is the source of this 498-nucleotide messenger RNA. RefSeq lists its product as uncharacterized. The record is from RefSeq and is a predicted model, not a curated record. Bases 1 to 498 code for a protein of 165 amino acids. The transcript is spliced from 2 exons. Lineage: Eukaryota; Viridiplantae; Streptophyta; Magnoliopsida; Lamiales; Oleaceae.